AUGAACAUCUCCAACGACACCCAUUCACUUUCUCUCUUUUCUCCCCACCUCCUCUUCUCUCUCCCCCCCUACCUCCUCUGCAGCCUCCUCAUCCUUCCGCCACGCUUUCCACCGAACACCUUCCUCCCGCCAAAACCUAGCGAAACUGACGAAGAGAGACACGUACAUUUUAUUCUCUGUUUUGUCACCACCACCACCUCGCCGCUCUUUCUUGUCUAUUUUCCUUCCUCCAUUCACUAUUCUUUCAUUCUUUCUCUAAAUCUCUCUCGAUUAAAUUGCUUUCCUCUUCCUCCUCAUUCCACUCUCAACUCUUCUUUCUCUCUAUUUUUCUCAUCUUGUAACACUUUCUUCAGAUAUCUAGAUUCUUCACUCUUUUCAUCCAAGCUUUACAAUUGCUCUUUCUCUCUUUAUACUUUCUCAUGUCUGCUCUAUUCCAUACUUUCUUCUUUAUCCAUUUUUUUUCUCCUCUCUGCUGUCUUUCAUCCUCCUCUUCUCCCUACUCAUCCUAUUCUUACCAUAUCUUUCUCUAUCAUAUUCCUAUCAUGCUCUCCCUGCCUGCUGAUUUUAACUUUCUUUACACUCUUGUCUUUUCUCUUAUUACUUUUAUUUCAUUUUUCUUUCUUUUCUCUCUUUCUCUCUUCUUUCAUUUUUUCUUUCUCCCUUUCGUUUUUUUUUCUCUCAUUUUUUUUCUCUUUCUUCUUUCGUUUUUUUUCUCUUUCGUUUUUUUUUUCUUUUUUUUUUUUUUUUUUUUUUCUUUUUUUUUUUCUCUCUUUUCAUUUUUUCUCUCUCUCUCUUUUCAUUUUCUCUCUCUCUCUCUCUCCUUUCAUUUUUCUCUCUCUCUCUCUCCUUUCAUUUUUCUCUCUCUCUCUCUCUCCUUUCAUUUUUCUCUCUCUCUCCUUUCAUUUUUCUCUCUCUCUCCUUUCAUUUCUCUCUCUCUCCUUUCAUUUUUCUCUCUCUCUCCUCUUUUCUCUCUCUCCUUUCAUUUUCUCUCUCUCUUCUUUCUCUCUCUCUUUCUUCUUUCAUUUUCUCUCUCUCUCUCUUUUCGUUUCUCUCUCUCUCUCUCUUUCAUUUCUCUCUCUCUCUCUCUCUCUUUUCUUUCUCUUUCUCUCUUUCUUUCGUUUCUCUCUUCUUUCUCUCUUUCUCUCUCUCUCUCUCUCUUUCUUUUCUCUCUCUCUCUCUCUCUUUCUUUCGUUUCUCUCUCUCUCUCUCUUCUUUCGUUUCUCUCUCUCUCUCUUUCUUUCGUUUCUCUCUCUCUCUCUCUUCUUUCGUUUCUCUCUCUCUCUCUUCUUUCGUUUCUCUCUCUCUCUCUCUUCUUUCGUUUCUCUCUCUCUCUCUCUUCUUUCGUUUCUCUCUUCUCUUCUUUCGUUUCUCUCUCUCUCUCUCUUCUUUUUCUCUUUCUCUCUCUUCUUUCUUUCUCUCUCUCUCUCUUUCUUUCUCUCUCUCUCUUCUUCUUUCAUUCUCUCUCUCUCUCUCUUCUUUCAUUUCUCUCUCUCUCUCUCUUUCUUUCUCUCUCUCUCUCUCUUCUUUCUUCUCUCUCUCUCUUUCUUUCUUUCUCUCUCUCUCUUCUUUUCUUUCUCUCUUCUUUCUCUCUCUCUCUCUCUUUCUUUCAUUUCUCUCUCUCUCUUUCUUUCGUUUAUUCUCUCUUCUUCUCUCUCUCUUCUUCUUUCGUUUAUUUCUCUCUUCUUUCUCUCUCUCUUCUUUCGUUUCUCUCUCUCUUUCUUUCUCUCUCUCUCUCUUCUUUUCAUUUCUCUCUCUCUCUUUUUUUCGUUUCUCUCUCUCUCUCUCUUUCGUUUCUUCUCUCUCUCUCUCUUCUUUCUCUCUCUCUCUCUCUUCUUUCUUUCUUUCUCUCUCUCUCUCUUUUUCUUUCUUUCUCUCUCUCUCUCUUUUUCUUUCUUUCUCUCUCUCUCUCUUUUUCUUUCUUUCUCUCUCUCUCUCUUUUUCUUUCUUUCUCUCUCUCUCUCUUUUUCUUUCUUUCUUCUCUCUCUUCUUUCGUUUCUUCUCUCUCUUUCUCUCUCUCUCUCUCUUUCUUUCUCUCUCUUUUCUCUCUCUCUCUCUUCUUUCGUUUUCUCUCUCUCUCUUUUUCGUUUUUCUCUCUCUCUUCUUUCUUUCUCUCUUUCUCUUUUCAUUUCUCUCUCUCUCUCAUUCUUUUCGUUUUUCUCUCUCUCUCUCAUUCUUUUCGUUUUUCUCUCUCUCUCUCAUUCUUUUCGUUUUUCUCUCUCUCUCUCAUUCUUUUCGUUUUUCUCUCUCUUUUUUCUUUUCUUUCUCUCUCUCUUUUCUUUCUUUUUCUCUCUUUUUCUCUUUCUCUCUUCUUUCUUUCUUCUCUCUUCUUUUCUUUUCUUUCUCUCUUCUUUUGUUUUUCUUUCUUUCUCUCUUCUUUUGUUUUUCUUUCUUUCUCUCUUCUUUUGUUUUUCUCUCUCUCUCUCCUUUCGUUUUUCUCUCUCUCUCUCCUUUCGUUUUUCUCUCUCUCUCUCCUUUCCUUUUUCUCUCUCUCUCCCUCCCAUCAUUUUGAACCCAGUUCAUGUUGUUCCUCUUAGCUUCUUUCUCCUCCUCCUCCUUACUUAUCUUUUUCAAUGA
This is a messenger RNA of Acanthosepion pharaonis, 2574 nucleotides long. NCBI's taxonomy places the organism in Eukaryota, Metazoa, Mollusca, Cephalopoda, Sepiida, Sepiidae. The record is from the annotation of a GenBank genome assembly.